CUGUAAAAGGGGCUCCUUUUUUCUUUUCUUUUGUAUGAGAAGUGGACUGAAUACAUUUUUGCACUGACCGAACAAAAGUGCAGGUAAAGAGAAACCCCGCGUCCCUCCUGUCCGCACCCCCUCUUUCCGACCCUCCGCCAGCCUCACCGCGGCUCCCUCCACCAUGCCGGCCCCCUGUGCUCGGACUAUCGGCCUCCUGCUCUUCGCUUCGUGCCUGCUGUGCUCCCAGCCGAGCGGCGCUCAGUAUCACGGCGAGAAGGGCAUCUCGGUGCCCGAGCACGGCUUCUGCCAGCCCAUCUCCAUCCCGCUGUGCACGGACAUCGCGUACAACCAGACCAUCAUGCCCAACCUGCUGGGCCACACGAACCAGGAGGACGCCGGGCUGGAGGUGCACCAGUUCUACCCGCUGGUGAAGGUGCAGUGCUCGGCCGACCUCAAGUUCUUCCUGUGCUCCAUGUACGCGCCCGUGUGCACGGUGCUGGAGCAGGCCAUCCCGCCGUGCCGCUCCUUGUGCGAACGCGCUCGCCACGGCUGCGAGGCGCUGAUGAACAAGUUCGGCUUCCAGUGGCCCGAGCGCCUGCGCUGCGAGAACUUCCCCGUGCACGGCGCCGGGGAGAUCUGUGUGGGCCAGAACACGUCGGAGGCGGCCGGCGGGGCAGCCGGAGCAACGUCCGAGCCCACGGGCUACGGGCGCGAGCCGCUCACGCUGCCCCCGGGCGGCGGCGCCAGCGGGAAGUCGAGUCCGCACUUCACGUGCCCGCUGCAGCUGCGGGUGCCCAGCUACCUCAACUACCACUUCAUGGGCGAGAAGGACUGCGGCGCGCCGUGCGAGCCCACCAAGCCCAACGGCCUGAUGUACUUCAGGGAGGAGGAGGUGAAGUUCGGCCGCCUGUGGGUGGGCAUCUGGUCGGUCUUGUGCUGCGCGAGCACGCUCUUCACCGUGCUCACGUACCUGGUGGACAUGCGGCGCUUCCGUUACCCCGAGCGGCCCAUCAUCUUCCUCUCGGGCUGCUACUUCAUGGUGGCCGUGGCGUACGCGGCCGGCUUCUUCCUCGAGGACCGCGUCGUGUGCAUCGACCGCUUCAGCGACGACGGCUACCGCACGGUGGCGCAGGGCACGAAGAAGGAGGGCUGCACCAUCCUCUUCAUGAUCCUCUACUUCUUCGGCAUGGCCAGCUCCAUCUGGUGGGUCGUGCUCUCCCUCACGUGGUUCCUCUCCGCCGGCAUGAAGUGGGGCCACGAGGCCAUCGAGGCCAACGCGCAGUACUUCCACCUGGCCGCGUGGGCCGUGCCCGCCGUCAAGACCAUCACCAUCCUCGCGUUGGGCCAGGUGGACGGCGACGUGCUGGCCGGUGUGUGUUACGUGGGCGUGCACAGCGUGGACGCGCUGCGCGGCUUUGUACUGGCGCCGCUCUUCGUCUACCUCUUCCUGGGCACGUCGUUCCUGCUGGCGGGCUUCGUUUCGCUUUUCCGCAUUCGCACCAUCAUGAAGCACGACGGCACCAAGACCGAGAAGCUGGAGAAGCUCAUGGUGCGCAUCGGCGUCUUCAGCGUGCUCUACACGGUCCCGGCCACUGUGGUCAUCGCCUGCUACUUCUAUGAGCAGGCGUUCCGCGCGCAGUGGGAGCGCACGUGGCACAUGCACACUUGCAAGCGCUUCGCCGUGCCCUGUCCCGCGGGAGACUUCGCUCCGGUCACGCCGGACUUCACCGUCUUCAUGAUCAAGUAUCUGAUGACCAUGAUCGUGGGCAUCACCUCGGGCUUCUGGAUUUGGUCCGGCAAGACGCUGCAGUCGUGGCGCAGGUUUUACAAAAGGCUCAGUAACAGUAACCAGGGCGAGACGACUGUAUGAGAGGGACACAAACACACGUAGACAGAUGAGGAGAGAGGUUUGAGAACCACCUUCAGUUUUGAAGUCCACUCUGCACUGGACAGUUUCAUGUUUUCUUGUUAUAAAUCACCCGUUUCAGCUCAUCAGAUUCAGUUCAUGAGAUACAUAUAAGGUCGUGAAAGUGAUCAGUACAGUCGUUUGUGAGAUGUCAAGCUGGAAAGCAGGGAUGGAGAACCCCUGAUAUAGAGCAGUGUUUCUCAUCUCUGGUCUCAGGGGCCAUCUGAGGGGCCCUGUUUUGUAUUUCCCCUCCACCUGAGUCACAUCAUUAGCUAAUGACCAGCUGAUUCAGCUGUGAUAGAGCAAGAAAAAGUAAAACUCUGCAGUGCAGUUGGACUACAGGGUUGGAUCUGAAAAAGAAAAACAGGGCUGGACACUAUUUUUCCUGAGACAUGUUCUCUUAAGGAGCCCAAGCAUGGACCUGAACUCUUAAUGCAAAGACGAGCCAAACUAACACACAUAGAAGGCCGUUUGCUCUGUCCACUGCCUUUGGACAAACUGCAUUCUGUGGACACUUGACGUGCCAAAAUGAUCCCCGAAUUAAGGACCGUCAUUUGACCUUUAUUCUCACAUCUGUGAAAAAGAUAAUUUGACUAUAGCUAUAUGUAACAGUAUAAUUCACAGAUGUAAUCUGUGCAGAUUUUUAGGACGUAUAGGCCUCCAGCUGACAGCACAGUACGUGUAAUGCUCAUUACUGUGGAAUCACCAUUCUGUCAAUGAAAGUUGAACGUUUUGCCUUAUAAAUGUAUCCUUUCUUGUUUUUUUUUUAUAUGGACUUGUAUUAUUUUCACAGGCACAGACAAUCCUGCAUAGUUCUGUGGCACAAAUGGGCUUGUGGGCUAUAUGCAUGUGUACAUCUGUGAAAUUAUGCAAGAUCCUUUUCAACUCCACAUCUUGUAAAUAAUCACCUUUUCUUAAAGAAUAUAUGUAUUUAUGAAGAUAAUCUUGCUGUUUCUUUUCUACCUGAUUUUUUAAAAAAGAAAAUUGGUAAGAGGACAUUUGUAUAUGUACAGUUUCACUGAAUAAAAUGAUUAGAUUUUUAA
Molecule: messenger RNA, 2931 nt
Organism: Pygocentrus nattereri (red-bellied piranha)
Lineage: Eukaryota; Metazoa; Chordata; Actinopteri; Characiformes; Serrasalmidae
Gene: fzd7a
Product: frizzled class receptor 7a
Exons: 1
Coding region: 164-1852 (562 amino acids)
Biological process (GO): canonical Wnt signaling pathway; non-canonical Wnt signaling pathway
Cellular component (GO): plasma membrane
Molecular function (GO): Wnt-protein binding; Wnt receptor activity
Source: RefSeq, a predicted model, not a curated record